CCGGAAGUUUCGACACGCAUGUGCGCUAAAUAAAAAAUUUAAACUUUUAAAAACCGGAGAUGUUUUCUCGAAUAUUAAGAAAAUCUGAGCUUAAUCAAAACAGAAUACUGUGAUAGAGCGUCAAUAAUAAAGACAAUAUGCCUUGGAGAUCGUUGAUGAGGUAUUUGGUGAAUAACGAACAGCUCAUACAAAAGCUGGCUGAGUCGUAUCCUAUUAGACGUGCUGCACAGUUGACUGCUUACUUCUACCACAGAUCGAAAUCUAUAGGAAAUGACCUGAAGGACUCAGGAGCUGCUCAGAAACUACAAGAUGAUGCCAAUUUUUAUGCAAGACAAACUGAGAACAAAUUAAGUAACUUUAAAAAGACAUUUACUCAGGACGUCACAGAGGGAUUUAAAAAAUUGCAAGAUGAUAUAAAAAAGCAGCAGAAAAAAUGAUAUUUUGUACGUAAUAGCGUAAUGAUUUGAUAAAGAAUAUUGUUCAUGUAUUUAUAAUGCUUACUCCUGUUAAAUUGUGAAAGACUGAAUUUGUUAUUUAUACUUGAUAUAAAACCUGUAGGUUAUAUAGUCUUAACCAUAGUACCAUAUACAGUAGUCUGUUGAGUAUUAACUAGUAAAAUAAAUCAUUAAGUAA
Molecule: messenger RNA, 633 nt
Organism: Owenia fusiformis
Lineage: Eukaryota; Metazoa; Annelida; Polychaeta; Sabellida; Oweniidae
Source: the annotation of a GenBank genome assembly